UUUUUACUCUCCUUCUAUACUCUCUCUCUAAUCCAACGGCUAAUAUCCUUUUCCCAUGCCAAAUCUGAAUCUCCACCGUCCAAUCAGAUCCAUACACCUCCCAUCCCUUACAGCACACAAAAUAUCAUCAUCCUCAUCCCCCUCAGAUCUAAACCAAAACACAGACGCACUCUUUGCUGGCGCUCUCUCUCUCUAGGCAACCCGCAAUUUGGUGAGAGAGGAGUUUUUUCAAUUGCCCAUUUUGUUCCUUUGCCGGAGAUGGUGGAGGCACAGACAUGGACUACGAGGAGAAUGAGCAACCCAAGGCUGGAUGCCAACUCCACCACCGUGGCUACCACCACUGACCAAGUUCUUGACAUUCCGGCUACCCCACCUGGUGAUGUACGGAAUAAUGCUUACUCCCCCGUCGGAUCAUAUUUCUCUCCUAAUAUUUCAACGGCUAUGAUUAUUGCUUCAUGGUACUUCUCCAACAUUGGCGUUCUGCUCCUCAACAAGUACCUCCUUAGCUUCUAUGGCUACCGCUUCCCAAUAUUCCUAACAAUGCUGCACAUGAUUUCUUGCGCUUGUUAUAGCUAUGUGGCUAUAAAGUUUCUCGAAAUAGUGCCAUUGCAGCAUAUUUUAUCCAGGAGGCAGUUCUUAAAGAUCUUUGCUUUAAGUGCAAUUUUCUGUUUCUCUGUGGUUUGUGGUAAUACUUCCUUGAGGUACUUGCCGGUGUCGUUCAACCAAGCUAUCGGAGCAACGACCCCAUUUUUCACUGCCAUUUUUGCUUUCAUAAUAACCUGCAAGAAGGAAUCUGCAGAGGUUUAUGGUGCGCUUUUGCCUGUCGUUUUUGGAAUCGUUUUGGCUAGUAAUAGUGAGCCGCUGUUUCACUUAUUUGGGUUCUUGGUUUGUGUUGGUUCUACUGCUGGGCGUGCUUUGAAGUCCGUGGUUCAAGGGAUCUUAUUAACCUCAGAAGCUGAGAAGCUCCACUCUAUGAAUUUGUUGCUCUAUAUGGCACCAAUGGCUGCUUUGAUUUUGUUACCAUUUACCCUUUACAUAGAAGGGAAUGUUGCAGCAAUUACAAUGGAGAAAGCGAGACUGGAUCCCUUUAUUGCGUUCUUGUUAAUUGGGAAUGCGACGGUGGCUUAUUUGGUGAAUUUGACAAAUUUUUUGGUGACCAAGCACACAAGUGCUCUGACUUUGCAAGUGCUAGGCAAUGCCAAGGCUGCAGUCGCUGCUGUUGUUUCGGUCUUGAUCUUUAGGAAUCCGGUGACUGUGAUGGGUAUGACGGGAUUCGCAGUUACGAUCAUGGGGGUGGUGCUUUACAGCGAGGCAAAGAAGAGAUCCAAGGUUACAACCCAUUGAAGAUAUUAGAUGAUAAACCAAAAAAAAAAGAUUCAUUUUGAUUGCCACAAACACUGGUGCAGGUUCUUUCUUCUCCUUUUGCUUUAUUACUUUCGCUUUAAUGUUGAAGAAAGAAGAGAAUUUGGAUAAAAUUUGAUUGUACAGCACAGUGGAACAAAUGGGAAAGAGUUAUGCCCUUUUCCUCCUCUUCUUCUUAUCAUAAUUUUUUUUUUUGGCUUUGAAUUGUUACUGUUGGGAUGGUUAUAUAGAAAAUUUCUCUAUAACUUUCCCUGUGUGUAACCUUAUAUAUUGAAUUCGCUGCAACUGGAACACAAAACGAACUGAUGCAUAUAUUGAUUUUGAUUUGUUUUUAUUGGAGGGAGAACAAAGUUCUCUCUUUUUAUUUGUCAA
Messenger RNA from Manihot esculenta (cassava), 1734 nucleotides. RefSeq names its product probable sugar phosphate/phosphate translocator At1g12500. The transcript has a single exon. Bases 259 to 1344 code for a protein of 361 amino acids. Lineage: Eukaryota; Viridiplantae; Streptophyta; Magnoliopsida; Malpighiales; Euphorbiaceae. The record is from RefSeq and is a predicted model, not a curated record. Gene Ontology annotation, molecular function: antiporter activity. Gene Ontology annotation, cellular component: Golgi apparatus.